Brassica oleracea var. oleracea is the source of this 1170-nucleotide messenger RNA. RefSeq names its product biotin carboxyl carrier protein of acetyl-CoA carboxylase 2, chloroplastic-like. Gene Ontology annotation, cellular component: acetyl-CoA carboxylase complex. Bases 109 to 855 code for a protein of 248 amino acids. Gene Ontology annotation, biological process: fatty acid biosynthetic process. Gene Ontology annotation, molecular function: acetyl-CoA carboxylase activity. Lineage: Eukaryota; Viridiplantae; Streptophyta; Magnoliopsida; Brassicales; Brassicaceae. The transcript is spliced from 7 exons. The record is from RefSeq and is a predicted model, not a curated record.
AAAAAAAAUAGGAGAAAUCAAUAGUGUAAAACAUCUCUCUCUACCAUCUCUUCUUCGUCGUGCUUCCUCGGUUACAUCGUCAAACUGCAUUUUCAUCCUAUCUCAACAAUGGCGUCAUUGUCGGUUCCUUACGCCAAGAUCUCUGCUCCUAACCGGCGGGUCGAAUCUAUUCCUGGGAUCCGAAGGCAGCCUCAACCCAGUGGGAUCUCUUUUCACGUCUCCCAUGUAUCUCAGACUCAAUCUACAAUCUGGAGGUUGCGUGCCACAACCAAUGAGGUUGUGUCUAAUUCUACACCAGUGACUAACGGUGGAUGUUUGAACGGAAACGUCAAGACCAAUGUUCCUCCUGAACCCGCCGCCGAGCUCUCUGACUUUAUGUCUAAAGUCUCUGGUCUUCUUAAGCUUGUGGAUUCAAGAGAUAUAGUGGAACUUGAGUUGAAGCAGCUCGACUGUGAGAUUGUUAUUCGGAAGAAGGAAGCCUUACCGCAGCAACCAGCUCCAGUUUAUCACUCGAUGAUGCCUCCUCCUCCAAUGGCAGGCCUUCCAAUGCCUCCAUCUCCACCAGUGUCUCCUCCUGCUCCCUCCUCAGCGAAUACAGCAACCGCACCAUCCUCUUCUCAUUCUCCACUGAAGAGUCCUAUGGCUGGUACUUUCUACAGGUCUCCUGGACCCGGUGAACCUCCUUUUGUCAAGGUCGGAGAUAAAGUGCAGAAGGGUCAAGUUGUUUGCAUUAUCGAAGCUAUGAAACUGAUGAAUGAGAUUGAGGCUGAGAAGUCAGGAACCAUCACUGAAUUACUGGCUGAAGAUGGAAAACCCGUCAGCGUUGAUACGCCUCUGUUUACCAUCGUUCCUUGAAAUGAAGAAGCUGUCAUUUUGAGCUGCUUCAGAACAUCAUCAAACUCCUGCUUAUACCGACGUGCUGACAAUCGUUAAAAGUAAUCAUCUCGGUCAGGUUGGUUCGGGUUCGGCUAUUUAUAUUUUUUUUUUUUCUCUCAACUUUCUGAACUCACUUUCUUUUGAGAAUCAGGUAACAUAUCAGUUAUGCAUGUCUUUCGAACAAAUCAGACAAAUUAAUAGUAUGCUGUACUAUGAAUUUGCCUAUUAGGUGAGAAAAAUGUCUGUCUGUCCAUUAAAAGCUCGAUCAAUUAUGGGAUAUCCCAUCUAUUAAUA